Molecule: messenger RNA, 5682 nt
Organism: Coturnix japonica (Japanese quail)
Lineage: Eukaryota; Metazoa; Chordata; Aves; Galliformes; Phasianidae
Source: RefSeq, a predicted model, not a curated record
GAGGGACCGCGGGCUCCCGUCCGGACGGCGGCCACGGAGCCGGGGGCUGUGAGGAGGAACUGGGGGCUGUGAGGAGCGGCGGCCGUUGGGCUCCGGGUGUGCUGAGGGGACCGCGGGUUGGUGGGGAGGUGGUGUGAGGCACAGAACGCAGCGAGUGUUAGUGACAGCCUUUGGUGUUAAUACACCUACAGCCUUUGGUGUUAAUACACCUACAGCCUUUGGUGUUAAUACACCUACAGCCUUUGGUGUUAAUACANACAGCCUUUGGUGUUAAUACACCUACAGCCUUUGGUGUUAAUACACCUACAGCCUUUGGUGUUAAUACACCUACAGCCUUUGGUGUUAAUACAUCUACACCCUUUGGUGGGUUCGUAGCCCGCAGGGUUACGGUGCCUCUGCCGUCUGGCACUGAGGGAGGGGAUCCAGAGGUUGAAUAGCAGAGGAAUCAGAAAGCUGCGAUGGGAAAUAGAGCUGAUGAGCUGCAGGGCCUCUUCUCCCGCCUGCGGACCAGGCCAUAACAUAGCGAUGGUUCUUGUGAGGGGGGAGGAAUCUCCUGGUGGCAGCGGCCCCCAGCACAGCCCGACCUGUGUUUUGAUCAGCGACUGCAGCCAGACUCACAAAGAUCUGAUGGUGACGAUCCAGGAAAUCAAGAAGUGUUUGCCCGAGGAGAAAAGGAGCCCCAGCAAACCCAGCACCAUCAGUGCGCUCAAUUACGCCUUGCGGUGUGUGCAGCAGGUCCGAGCAAACAAUGAGUUUUUCCAGGCUCUCAAUGACCGAAGAAUGUUCCAGACGGAUGUGAUGACAUACAGCACAGAAGAACUGGUGACAGUUGCAUCAGAACACACUCCAAAAAACAGUGACACCUUUGUGGCCGUGUUUUCCCUGCUUUCUGGGCGCAUAGUGCAUAUUUCUGAGCAGGCAGCAUCCAUUCUAAACCAUAAGAAGAAAGUCUUGGAAUCCUCCAGAUUUGUAGAGCUUCUUGCCCCUCAGGAUGCAAGUGUGUUCUAUGCACACACUGAUCAGUCUCACUUGCCCCUUUGGAACACAGAAAGUCAAACAGCCUCUCUGUAUGAAUAUGCCCAGGUGAAAUCCUUUUUCUGCAGGAUCAGAGGUGGUAGAGAUCAAGAACAAGAAACACACUGGUACCCAUUCCGAAUCACCCCAUACUUGGUCCACGUGUGCACUUCUGUCCACGUGGAUGCCGAGUCCUGCUGCUUAGCUUUGGCUGAGAAGAUUCACUCUGGAUAUGAAGCUCCUCGAAUUCCUAUGGAUAAAAGAAUCUUCACCACCACUCACACUCCAGGAUGUGUUUUUCUUGAGGUAGAUGACAGAGCAGUGCCUUUGUUGGGAUACUUACCUCAAGAUUUGAUUGGAACAUCCAUACUGAUGUAUUUGCAUCCAGAAGAUCGUCCUUUAAUGAUCGCAAUUCAUCAUAAAAUCCUGAAGCUUGCUGGCCAGCCUCCUUUUGAAUAUUUACCCAUUAGAUUUUGCACUCAAAAUGGGGAUUAUGUCAUCCUCGAUACCAGCUGGUCCAGUUUUGUGAAUCCUUGGAGCAGGAAAGUAGCAUUCAUCAUUGGCCGACACAAAGUCCGAACAAGCCCUCUGAAUGAAGAUGUCUUUGCUACAAGAAGUCAAGAAACCAGCAGUGUUGAGAAAGAGAUAAAAGAAUUGCAAGGACAAAUCUACAGGCUGCUUCUGCAGCCAGUUCAUAGCAACGUUUCCAGUGGUUAUGGUAGCCUUGGUAGCAGUGGUUCUUAUGAGCACUAUAUCAGCGUCGCAUCUUCAAGUGACUCCAAUGGGAACUGUGCAGAGGAAACACAAGAACCAAUGACUUUGCAACAGGUGUGUGCAGAUGUCAACCGGAUAAAGAAUCUGGGACAGCAGCUGUAUAUUGCAUCAAGGAGCAAGACACAGCACGGAAAUGGACAGCCUAUGAGUUCAGAAGUGCUAGAAGGGAAGAGGCACGAUGCUUCCUGUUUUCUUCCGACCUUGAGAAGUGAUAGCGCAGAAGAACUGGGCAAUGCACUUCAUGGUGAUUCAAAGAAGGCUCCACAUGUUCCUUCUUAUCAGCAGCUUAAUUGUGUUGAUAGUAUCAUCAGAUAUCUAGAGAGCUGCAGCAUUCCACUAUUGAAAAGGAAAUGUAAAUCUUCUACAAAUACAUCAUCAUCAUCUUCAGAUGGUGACAAGAAAAACCAGCAAAGGCUGCAGGAGAUCAAGGCAUUGGGAGUAUUUGCUGAUGAGGAAGAGAUGCUGAAAAAGCAGACAAAUGAAGGCACUGUGAGAGCACCUCUGCCGGACCUGACCCUGUCCAACAAGUCCCCGAGUGUGGUAUCUGCCACCAGUCAGUGCAGUUACAGCAGCACUAUUGUGCAUGUCCCACACCCUGAAUCAGAAGUGACUAUAAUGGAGAAUACUCCUUUUCGAAAUGAACACAUUGAGCUGCCUCCUCUGAAUGCUCAGAAUCCUGUUACGGUGGCUGAGGAGUUGAAGCCAGUUGGGUUAACAAAAGAGACUUUGUCAGCCCACACUCAAAAGGAAGAGCAAAACUACGUUGACAAGUUCCGCCAGAGGAUCUUGCUGUCUCCAUUUAGGACUUACCUUCAGAGGGACAGCAGAAGUACCAAUGGACAUUCCUGUGACCAAGGAAAUUCUCCUUCAAAGGAGAUGAUUCCAGCCAGCUGUAAAAAUGGCAAAAAAGGAAAACUCAAGCACCAGAAACCUCAGAGACGGUCUUCAGAUAGGCGGUUUUUUAGUAAGAAUAGAAACGGUCUUCCAUCUGAGAAGAGAAGAAUUCAGAAGCAGUUGCUUUCUCCCUCGGAAGCAUCCCAUUUAAGCUCCUCCAGCACGAAUCUCUUUCCUCCUGUGGGAUUUCCCGUCUAUUCAGAUGCACUGUCUAGUUUUGCAGCCUCUUCUGUAGGAGAGGAACUUGCCAUUUGCUCAUCAAAACCUGAGCUCACAUCAUUGUCACAACUAUGCUGUGGAGCACCAUCAUUUCCAGCACUUUCUCCCCCAAACAUAGGGAUGUUUAUGGCUGUAUUUCUUCACAGUUUUCCCAUAUACACUCAGAUGCCUCAGUAUGUCUUUCUACCUGGCACUCAGAAUGUUUAUCUCCCUUCUUCAUAUCCAUGCACUGCUGUACCUCAUGCCCCUCCACCUCCUGCUCCAUCACCAAUAGUCCCAGACUCUGUGGAUCAGUCCUGUCCAGUCUCUUCUGCCACAUCCACUGAGGAGCAGCCAGAGGGACAGCAUGGCCAGGUCUUACAGCUGAGUAGCUCACGGAGCAGCUCCCCACUUCAGCUGAAUUUGCUUCAAGAAGAGCUGCCGGAAUCUGUGGAGCCUUCAGUUAGUACUGAUGUUAAAGCAUGUGCAGAAGCUGAACGUGACAAUAGUCUGGAAGAUAGUGGUAACAGUGCCAGUAGCCAUUGUGCCUCUAGUGAAUUUACUGACCGCUUGCUGCAUGAGGACUCCCAGUCAGGCGCGGGUUCAGCAGCGUCAGGCAGUGGAUUGGCAUUAUCUAGUUCUUUAGGCCCUCAAUCCUGUGAAGCUGGUACAGCAGACAGUGGGAAAAGCAGCAAGUAUUUUGCCAGUAAUGAUUCUUCUGAAACUUCCAAAGCAGAGACUGAACAAGAAAAAAAAGAAGAGGAGACACCUCAUAAAUCUGAACAUGAGUCAGCCUGGGUGAUGAUGGAUCGCACACCUGAGCAAGUUCUAAUGACGUACCAAAUGCCCAACAGAAUCAAAGAGGAAGUUUUAAAAGAGGAUAUGGAGAAGCUGAUAGUCAUGCGAAAGCAACAACCUUGGUUUUCAGAUAGGCAAAAGAGGGAGCUUGCAGAAGUGCAUACAUGGAUCCAGACACAGACUGUCCCACUACAAAUCAGCACUCAAGGAUGUGUUACAUGUGACAUCAGGGAAGCAACUUAUGAGACUACAAUGGCUGAUGACAAUAUGGAAAACAAGGGAAAACCGCUUCCAGUCCUGGAACACUGAAGACAUCCCUGCCUGUGACAGUAAAACUGGUUGUAAUAAUUCCCAUUCCCUUUUCCUUUGGCUUUGCUAGAUGCUAGCAGUGAAUCUCUCCAGCUGUUUUCUCCCACCAUGAGCAAUCAUACAUGAAACUAAACUUCUCUCCAUUAUUCCCUUUGCUCCUGUCAGGAUUUUGAAGACAGUCUUUCCCUGGGAGGUUGUUUCCCUUCCUGACAUCAAAAACUUGACAAGAAUGAUAAUGAAUGGCUUAUGUUUCUAACUUCUGAUUGCUCAGCAAUGAGCUAAAUAUAAAGACUUUUUGUUUUGUUUUGUGGUGGUGUUGUACUGGUUUUUUUUGGUUGGUUGGUUGUUGUUUUGACUGGACAGGUAAGAGUUUGAAAAGAUGCAGUGGUUAAGAGCUUACAUUGGUACAGCCCUGUUUGUUCUCCACUGAGGUGGGUGUGCUAAUACCAGUGAAUCUGAGCUUCUUCGGAACAUCCUUUGGUUUUGUUUAUUCAAUCUGCAAUCUUUUUCUUUUUUACAGUAUCUUUGCUCAUGUUGUCUAUACAUUUUGCUUUCUGUUUAUUCUUAAGCUGCACUUGUUUGUCUUUCAUCUUGAGCGUUUCUUUCUUAACUGUUGUAAAUCAGCAAAGAUUCGCACAUUCUCAGUAUCUUGUGCUUGAAUUUUAAAUGCUUUUUAAAAUAAGAAUCCUCAAUAGAUGUUUAAACAUGUAAAGUUAAAUGCUUGAGUAGAAAAGCCUCUGACUCGCACGGUAAGUGUGAUACCUUGCCCAUAAUUAUACUAUCAGCACUUUCCAAACAUGGAAUGCAGUUUUAUAACCUCACUGCCAAAAAAGUUUGGUCUAAAACAUGUAAUAAGAUGCUUUUUGUAUAGGUUCUUCCCUAGUGGGAAAGGUUCUUAGCUGACUUAUUCAUGUAAUUGAAUUGGUUCUGGUUAGCUGUACUUAAAUUCACUGCUUUAAUAUGGUUUGAGGCUUAGUGAAAUAAUCUGUUUCACCGAGUGAAAUGAAUAUUCCAAGGAAGGUCAUUUAUGUCCUUCAGAAGAGUUUAAGUGUAUAAGCCAUAAGGAAAGUGAGAUGUCUUAGCAUUAUAAUUCACUUAUUUUAUAAAAGAAUGAUACUUACUUACUUUAUUUCUUGUUGGAGAAUGUUAACCCUUCUGUGCUAACUGCUGCAUGAACCUGUGCUCAGUAGAAUCGCACAGAAGCAGAAAUUCCGGACAGUUUUUACAGCGGUGUGACUGCACACAAUGCAGGAGCAUGGACCUUGGAGCUGAAAUUCAUAGCUCAUAAUCCUGGCUCAGAGUUGGGUGUGAGACUUUAAGAGAAACGAAGUGAUGAAUCAGUGCCCUGUGUGAUAAUGGCACUAAGUUGUUUGCCCAGGAACAUAAAUGGGUCCUGUCUGCAAAGCCAGAUUUAGGACAAGCUAUUCUUUACCCUGCUGAAAUGACAGCAUCUAGCGACCAAAUGCCUUAUCAGGCCUUUUGGGAAGGACCUCAUUCCUGUAUGCUUUUAGGAUCUGGUUGUUUUUACUUUAGCUUAUAUCAGUUUUUCACUCUUUGUAGCCUGCUGAAGUAGUCAUGAUGAAAUACAGUUUUGAUCCGAAAGAGCGAUGGAGUAAAUGUUGCAGCCGGAUGUGUGCACUGUUUUAUGUGACUUUGUUUUGAUUGAUGCAAUUAAAAUGCUGGGGGUAGUUUAAA